GGCCACUUCCUUUACUUCCCGGAAACACAAGCUUUUAUUCAACAAGAUGGCGACGCUGGCAGUAACUCGGCCACCCUUUGGGGGUUUCAGUUUCGAAAACUGUAAGAGAAAUGCAGUUAUAGAAGGAGAAGUUAACAAAGUUGGAUGCAGUUUACCUGCUGCCCGUAAAACAGGAACUACCAUCUGUGGCGUUAUCUUCAAGGAUGGUGUCGUCCUUGGAGCUGACACAAGAGCCACUGAGGGCAUGGUAGUGGCAGACAAGAACUGCUCCAAGAUCCACUACAUCUCCCCCAACAUUUACUGCUGUGGCGCAGGAACAGCUGCAGAUACAGAGAUGACCACUCAGAUUAUCUCCUCCAACCUGGAGCUGCACUCCCUCUCUACAGGCAGGCUGCCACGUGUGGCCACUGCUAAUCGCAUGCUCAAACAAAUGCUCUUCAGGUAUCAAGGCUACAUCGGGGCCGCUCUGGUUCUGGGUGGAGUGGACUGUAAUGGUCCUCACCUUUACAGCAUCUACCCUCAUGGCUCCACUGACAAGCUGCCCUACGUCACCAUGGGCUCUGGGUCCCUAGCUGCCAUGGCAGUAUUUGAGGACCGCUAUAAGCCUGACAUGGAGGAGGAGGAUGCCAAGCGGCUGGUGCGUGACGCCAUCGCUGCAGGUAUCUUCAAUGAUCUGGGCUCUGGAAGCAACAUUGACCUGUGUGUUAUAACGAAGAGCAAGGUGGACUACAUCCGGCCCCACGACGAGGUCAACAAGAAGGGGAUUAGGUGAGGACUAUACUGUUACCUGGAG
Monopterus albus (swamp eel) is the source of this 793-nucleotide messenger RNA. Its product is annotated as proteasome subunit beta type-7-like. Gene Ontology annotation, cellular component: cytoplasm; proteasome core complex. The transcript has 7 exons. The record is from RefSeq and is a predicted model, not a curated record. Gene Ontology annotation, molecular function: threonine-type endopeptidase activity. Bases 47 to 772 code for a protein of 241 amino acids. NCBI's taxonomy places the organism in Eukaryota, Metazoa, Chordata, Actinopteri, Synbranchiformes, Synbranchidae.